Molecule: messenger RNA, 1140 nt
Organism: Chlorella variabilis
Lineage: Eukaryota; Viridiplantae; Chlorophyta; Trebouxiophyceae; Chlorellales; Chlorellaceae
Exons: 9
Coding region: 1-1140 (379 amino acids)
Biological process (GO): proteasome-mediated ubiquitin-dependent protein catabolic process
Cellular component (GO): cytoplasm; GID complex; nucleus
Molecular function (GO): ubiquitin protein ligase activity; protein binding
Source: RefSeq, a predicted model, not a curated record
AUGGCGGCGGCCCAAGCAGCAGCCGCCGCGGCGGUGGCGGACGUCGAGGCGGCCCUGAGAGAGGCGGACAAGGCUGCCAAGAAGCAGAAGGUCUGUGCCGCCUCAAGCGCGCAAGCCAUCAACAAGAUGCUGCAGGCCGUGGGUAAGGCCCGGCAGCAGCUGCUGGCGGCCCCGGCCGCGCCGCCGCAGGCGGUGCUGCAGGAGCUGCAUGCUGAGCUGGCGGCCGCUGACGUGGCACGUGCGAUGACAGCUGACACCAAGGACCUGCACGGAGCGGUCAGCAAGCUGGGGAAGGUCAUUGCGGAGCACCUGUUCCACGAAGGCCUGUUUGAGAUUGGGCAGGUGUUUGUGGAGGAGGCGGGGGUGGAGGAGGGGGAGGCGCUCAAGCGGCCCUACGCCUCCAUGCACACGGUGUUGCAGGAGGUCCAGCGCCACAACCUGGCCCCAGCGCUGGAGUGGGUGCGCGAGCACGAGGCGGCGCUGCGCGGCCCCGGCGGCGAGCCGUGCGCCUUUGAGUUCUCCAUACACCGCCUCGCCUUCCUGUCCCUGCUCAAGGAGCAAGGCCAGGCGGCGGCCAUGGCGUAUGCGCGGCAGCACUUUGCGCGGUUCCAGGCGACGCAGAUGGCGGCGAUACAGAAGCUGAUGGGCGCGCUGUGCUUCUCGCGGCGCGCGGCGGCGGGCAGGCCCAGCCCCUAUGCCGACCUGCUGGCGGAGGACCUGUGGGGGAACCUGGCCCGCGACUUUGUGCGCCAGUGCUGCGUGCUGCUAGGCCAGGCCCAGGACUCGCCGCUGCUGGUGACGGUGGCGGCGGGGGCGGCGGCGCUGCCCACCCUGCUCAAGCUGGCCACAGUUAUCAGCGACCAGCCGGUUGCUGACCUGGCGGGUGCGGCGGAGCAACUGCCUGUUGAGAUUCCUCUGGGCCAGGAGUUUAUCUUCCACUCCGUCUUUGCCUGCCCCGUGUCGAGAGACCAGAGCACCCGCGACAACCCGCCCAUGCUGCUGCCCUGCGGCCACUGUAUCUGCAAGGCUUCCAUCUACAAGAUCGCCAAGGCCGCCAACCGCUCCUUCAAGUGCCCCUACUGCCCCGCCGAGUGCACCCCGCGGGACUGCCAGGAGCUGGUGGUGCCAGACAUGGAGUAG